Molecule: messenger RNA, 2438 nt
Organism: Ilyonectria robusta
Lineage: Eukaryota; Fungi; Ascomycota; Sordariomycetes; Hypocreales; Nectriaceae
Exons: 5
Molecular function (GO): protein binding
Source: RefSeq, a predicted model, not a curated record
AUGGGCUGCGCCAACAACUAUCCUAGCAGGCGAGGCUGCACUUUGCUAUUUACCUCUCGCCAUCCACUCUACCACGCUCACACUUGCGAAUGUCUUGUCGCUCGCAGAGAUUUAUGCACUCAUAGUGGCGGUGGUGACGAUGGACGCAUCCACCCAGUUUCAUGGGUCGGUCAACGGUCAAUACACCAUCGCGGCCCCACACGCGUCCCACGGCGGAUCGACAACUUCUACUUCAACGGACCCGACACACCGUCGCCGGCUCCUAAACCCUACCGCGUCAUCCCCUUCCCCCGCAACGAGGAUGUCGUCCGUCGGUCGGACCUCUUCGCCAAGCUCGACGCACUCCUUCCAUCGACGCCGAAAUAUGGCAGCGCCGCCCUCUGGGGUCUUGGUGGGUCGGGCGUAGCAAAACCCAGAUCGCGCUCGAGUACGCGUACCGCCGAUGCAGCGACCCUGCCUGCUCCGUCUUCUGGGUCCACGCCGAUAACGAGACGACGCUCGCGCACGACUACAAGACGAUCGCGAGGAAGCUCGGGCCUGGACAGCAAGCUCGAUGGUGAAGAUCUGUUCGUGGUCGUGCGCGAGCGCAUCGAGUCAGAGCCGCGAUGGUUGCUCGUCCUUGACAACGCCGACGACCUGGCGCUCUUUGGCGUCGGCCAGACGUCAGACAAGUCAGCAAGCCUGUUGGACUACGUCCCGCGAGGUCCUACGGGAAUGGUCCUCUGGACGAGCCGCGAUGAACGGAUCGCUGCACCCUUGUUGGACCGCGGCGAGGCAUCGGGGUCGCCCGAGCGAAGAGCUCGAGGAUGCCACGGCUUUGCUCGAGGAGCUUCAGUGGCUCCCCUGGCUAUCUCUCAGCAGGAGCGUAUAUGCGGCGGACGUCGACACCUAUCAAGGAGUACUUGUCGAGACUGGUCGAGGGAAAAAGAGCGAUGGCGCAUCCUGAAAGAGACAGAAUUCGACAGACACCGACGACUCGAUAUACCUAAUAGCAUCCUGGAAACGUGGCAUAUCUCGAUCGAUCGUAUUCGGCAGGAGAACGAGAUAGCAUACAAGACCUUGCAUAUUAUCGCGUAUCUCGAUAACCAGAAUAUCCCGUUGGAGGUAAUAGCGGCGGCUGCUAUAUUUAGCAAUAAUAGGCAGAAGGGAGGACUGCCUGAGAACGAGCAGCAGGUGGAUAGAGCUAUUAUUCGGCUCAAGGAGUUCUCAUUUAUUACUGCACACAGAACAGAAGAGGGUAAACGGAGCUUUGAAAUGCACAAGCUUGUGCAGGAGGCUACUCGCAAGCGUGAUGCCAAGAAGGGUGGCUGGGAGGAUGGAGCCGAAGUAUACUUCUCAAAUGCUGCACUACAGGUCAUUACAAAGCUCUUCCCUGAACGCAAGCGAGAGAUGUGGGCACAAUGCGAGACGUUCUUGACGCAUGCGGUGCGGGUGGAGAGAGAAGGAGCGGGUGGAUGUGAGGGCGUUUGCGCUGCGACGGGGGUGCUCGGGGAGAAGCAUCCAGAUACAAUUCGGAGCAUGGGGGAGCUCGCGACGACAUACCAUGCGCAGGGCCGGUAUGACGAAGCCGAGGAGAUCUCGGUCAAGGUAUUGGAGCUACGGCGGGAGGUUCUCGGAGAGAAGCAUCCAGAUACAAUCGAGAGCAUGGGGUCACUCGCGACGACAUACCAUGCGCAGGGCCGGUACGACGAGGACGAGGAGAUCUCGGUCAAGGUGUUGGAGCUACAGCGGGCGGUACUCGGGGAGAAGCAUCCGGAUACAAUCCGGAGCAUGGGGUCACUCGCAGCGACAUACCAUACACAGGGCCGGUACGACGAGGACGAGGAGAUCUCGGUCAAGGUGUUGGAGCUACAGCGAGCGGUACUCGGGGAGAAGCAUCCGGAUACAAUCCGGAGCAUGGGGUCACUCGCGACGACAUACCAUGCGCAGGGCCGGUACGACGAGGCCGAGGAGAUCUCGGUUAAGGUGUUGGAGCUACAGCGGGAGGUUCUCGGGGAGAAGCAUCCAGAUACGAUCCGGAGUAUGGGGGAGCUCGCGGCGACAUACCAUAACCAGGGCCGGUACGACGAGGCCGAGGAGAUCUCGGUCAAGGUGUUGGAGCUACAGCGGGAGGUUCUCGGGGAGAAGCAUCCAGAUACGAUCCGGAGUAUGAGGUUACUCGCGACGAUAUACCAUACGCAGGGCCGGUACGACGAGGACGAGGAGAUCUCGGUCAAGGUGUUGGAGCUACGGCGGGCGGUGCUCGGGGAGAAGCAUCCCGACACUCUCGAAGCCAUGCAUGACCUUGCUGUUACUUGGAAAAGCCAAGACCGGGGCGAUGACGCUAUUGCGUUGAUAAAGCAAUGCUCGCAAUUGAGACGUAAAAUCCUGGGGCCGGACCACCCCUUCACGAAGCGGUCUGGUCGAGCUCUUGAACGCUGGAAGACUGAGCAAGUUGG